AUGGCUACAGGAAGAAGUUCAAUUAAAGUUCCAUGUGAAAAUGAAGACUUACCUGACAAAGAAAAUGCACCAAAUUUUGACGAGGACACUUUACGAGGUAAGCUAGGUUCAACUUCGGCUUCAGUAAUUGUUAGAACAAUCUCUAUUCGAUCACGAUCAGUUUCAAGAAUGCAAGCAGAUGUGGAAAAGGAUACAUACACUGCAUGAACACUUUAAAGGAUAUUUGGUCAGUCAUGACUCUCUUCUAUGAUUACAAUAUGCUGUUCAUUGAGAAGAUCUAUGACACAGAAACUUUUGCUAUUUUCUUUUCUAGCAGUUCAAAACAAUAACACAAAGUUAUAAUAAGUUAAGACUUUAUUUGAUCAUCAUAUAACAUCCUUUGUGUAAGUUUGCAUCAUAGGUACCAUCAUCAUCAUCACCAUCAUCUUUCUUAUUUAAUGAAACACAAUCACUUUGAAACCUUCAACAUUCCCUCCCUUAUCCUCGAGCAACCCACAGGCAUUUGAUCUUCAUCCAAGCCAAAGAGGGUGGGGGGGAGGGGUUUAACCCUGCCUGACUGGCGUUAGGGAAUUCGAAUAAAAACUGUCACAUCUAAUUUCCAGUAGAGCACAAGUGUUAUUUAUCAUUGAAUAUGGAGGUGUUUAAGGUAGAUAGUGUACCUUCACUAACAAAUGGCUCAGUAGAAAUAAGGCUUCAAGGUCUAGGUUUUAAAGCUUGGUCAAUUAGUUUUUAAAGCUUGAUCAACUAGUUGAAAGUCAAAUUGCUAAUUAUUUCGCCUUUUACAUAAAAUUAUGUGGGGCAUUUGAACAUUUUAUUAAUUUUGCCCAGGGAAUGGGAAUUUUAGGAGACCUAUCUCCAAAAAUUGAAAUGCCCAGGGGUUUGCCUCAAGUUGAGUGAUGCCUAACUCUCAUCAUUAUUCUUACCCAUGUUGUCACCUACAUCAUUGGCAUCAUCAUAACUAUUGAAAAUCUGCAGAUUUUAAAUCUCCAGAUCUUGGCAGCUCUGAUUAUACCCUAAUAAUUAUUAACUACGACCACAGACUUUGACACCUAUUUUAAUUUUUUUUUCGAAUCAUUUUAUUUUUUCUUUGCAGCCACAGCUGAUGUUUACAGAAAUGAGGGCAAUGAGGCCUUCAAGAAAGGAGAUUUCAUCAAUGCUAUUCAUUUUUACACCAAAGGAAUUAAAAUGAACUGCAACGAGAAAGAACUGAAGGCCAAACUGCACAACAACAGGGCUAUAGCACAUUCUAAAGUUGGUAAGAUGAUGAGAGCUUUAAUAUGCAUUUUUUUUUUCUAUUUUGAAGCUAUUGAGUUGUCAGUAGUAGUUUUCCGAAAAAGGUCAUAAUUUUGAAUGCAUGCCCGGAAAAAUUUACAUCUUAUCUUGGCCUCUAAAAUAUACAAAGAAGUAACCUCUCACCCCAGAUAUCAACGAGCAUCACAAGUUUUUCUCAAAAUUAUAGUAAUGGUAGUUGGUUUGCAACAUGUAUGGCUAAUCAGAGAUAUUUAUUUCAAUAACAGGAAAUCACCAGGAUUCACUAAGGGAUGCAGAAGCAGCAAUUGAGUUAAAUCCAACUUUCCUUAAGGCAAUUGUGAGAGGUUAGAUAUGUUAGCUGUGCUAUAAUAAUAAUAACAAAAGAACUCAACACUCUAAGGUUAAAUGAGGUUAAAUGGAGUUCAAUCUUGUCUCAAUUGACUUUAAUUAAGAGGUCGAGACCACCCUGAUGUACAUUUGAAUCCAGCUCUUGACUGCUACGCCAUUACUUUCCAUUAAUCAUGAUAAGAAUAUUAUUUUUAACGGGAUGAAGAACUCAAUGCGGAAUGCAAAGCAAAAUUUCAGCAUAAAAUUUUAGUUCCUUAAGUCCAAUGAGUCACAGAUGUAAGAUAUGUUAAGAGCGUGUCCACGAGAGCACCAGGCAGUCGUGCUACAUGCCAUCUCACCGAUUUCAAUGAAACUUUGGCAGUUUAAAGGGUCUACCCCAAAACUCAAAGAGACAAACUGGUUUCUGUUUUGGUUCUUCCGGGGGGAGAUAGACCACCCGGCUAAAGUAUCGAGCGAUUUGCUGCUGUAUCAACCGGUCAGUCUUAGACAACAUUUCUGGCUGGUGUCGUCUCUUAAACUCCAUAUUUGGGAAAUCACAUUAGAGGCGGUUGCCUUACUAGUUUCCUCCUUUGUCCAGCACACGUCUAGGAGAUAAUUCUCUGCUUUCUGAGAAAAGGUGGCUGUUUUUUGUGUUUUCCAAAGAGCCCAUCCAAAGUCCUCUUGGCUAGUUAGGGAUUGUUCGUAAGAAUUUUUACCUGAGGUCCGACCUCGAACGUAGCCUUCCCCUAUAGAAUGGGAAGCCGGUCUUUGUCCAUUUCCUCUUGAUCUUAUCCUAGGCGGAAUUUGUUGUCGGCUUCACUGUGUUUGUCUUUGUCAGGGUACAUUUGGAUGGCAGCCAAUGACUGAAACGUCUUGAUACAUCCUUCUUUUAGCAAGAAUAUCUCGCUUUCUUGUUCCGUCUAUGACGGAUUGGGUAUAGUUCUCGCGAUGACCCGCGUUCAGAAAUCUGUGCACGUUGCUGAUAAGCACCCGCUUCUACGACUAGUUUGCUGAAGGUUUCUAAUUUGAUGAGCCUAGUGAGACCCUGAGGUGCUUCAAACUGUGCCAGUUGGUCUGCGCUAUAAACUUGUCGCAGUUCUUAAGUCAGAGGGAGGAUCGCCCACCUCUAUUUAUGUGAGCGCCUCUACAGUACCUGCGUAUCCCUAGCAAUCAUAUGAUAUAAAGUUCAUCUCAGUCACAAAUCACCAGUUAGGAAAGCUGAUGUUCAGAUAAGCGCUCCACUUGCCCUUCUUCCUUAUUCAUUGUGGACUCUAAGAUAGCAGCUACAGUACGCGUUCUAUUUAGGUUUACAGUCACCUUGCCGCCACCAGAAAGACUCGCCACCAGCUUUGAUUUCUUCUGCCAUCUGCAGAUUCAUCUCUCUCUCACUUUGUUUCUCCGAUUUUUAUGAGGAGGAUACUGGCAUUUACGAACCCGAAGGUCUGAAUCUCACACUAAGUUGUGCACGAUAUUUGAGGUACAUCGUGAAAUGGCGGCCUUCGUAAUCUCCAAAUAAGCCAAUACGCGCUAAAAUAAGCUCCAUCUCGGACGAAACGCAUGUUUGGGAUACAUCGACGUCUCUCAAAUGUUUUUUUUUUUAAGCUGUAUACCCACGAAUUUAGAGGUAUGAGCUGUUGCCGUCCCUGGCCAGUGCGAGAAAAAGUAACAUUUGGUUCUACAGUUAGUUGCAAAUGAACAAGACAACUGCACCAUCUUGACUUUAUCAAUUCGAGUGUUAGAUUGAAUUGAGGGCUUUUUAGACACUCGAUUUCUUAUAUGGCAUCACUAUGAAGACGUAAUACAACUGAUACAACUACAUUACAUAGGAUUAACAAUGUCUGUUGCGCUGUUGCGAGAAGGAGGAAAAUAUUACCGGAAGUGUACGCUCUUUUUAAAAAGAGUUUCAGAGACGUUUCAGAGAUGUCUAUCUUUGAUCGGCUGUCACAAAAAAAUGACCCCCACUUAAAUUUACUAGGAAAAAUGAACUUACCAACUCCUUGUUGAAAAAAUUGGAAUUCAUUUAACCGAUACGCCGGUUGUUUCAAUUUUUCUUUUUCCUCGGGCUGCUAUGAAACAGUUCAUAAAUUGACUAAUGAGUAAAGUGUUUUGAAAUACCGUUCGGGAUUUGCCUUUUUUUCUGCGUGCAAAUCAAGGGUAGACAAAGUUUUUAAACAUUUGACUAGAUUUUCAUGGAGUUCACCUCGAUAAUUUUCGUCGGCCAGAGUCAAGACGCGCCAAGCUAAGCGACAUCGCCCUCCAGUAAAAAAAUUUUCCAAAGAAUAAACGUGGCGGGCGUGAGGAAACGCACAUUUUUUUCAUCAUUGUCAUCAAAGCCCGAUGAUGUACCUAAAUUGGUAUUUACGGUAUCAAACCAUUGAUUAUGACAGGGUGAGCUUAGUUUUUCUGUCGAGGUCGACGUGACUUCACAUUAAAAGCAUUUUUGACGGAACAAACUAGUGAGCAUCACUGCACCAACUCAGAAAGUAAAAACUUGUAUUUAUCUCCCACACGUUUCGUCUGACAAUAGUAGACUUCAGAGUUGCCUUCUGCGGGUAGAAGGCUACAAGCGAAUUUCUCAGGCUUAAUUGCCUUUGAUUUCUCAAUUGAUGUUGUCGCAAACACGGUUUUUGGGAGUCACGAGACAAAAAAAACUUAUCAGAACCUAGUUUCAUGUUCUAAUGGAAAUAAAUAGCAAAUAAAAACACAUUUUCUUGAGAAAUAAAGUCACAAAUGAGGGGGGUUCUCUGAAACAAAUAGUGAUAGAAGAGGAUUUCAGUUCUGGUCAAUAUUGACUUUUCAUGGCCUAAUUCCAAAUCUGAGGGAACGUGCUGAGGGAAUAAAAAAACAUAAAUGUGUGAUAAUGCAAGCAAGAGAAUGAAAAGAGAAAUAAAGAAAAAGGAGAAAACAUAGGAACCCGUGUUGCAGCAUGCAGAUAUCUUUUGAACCAGACCUACACACAUAAGCCCGACACCAGCCAGGGAAACUCGAAAAGAGUCCUGUAUAUGAACUAGCUCGCACAUGCACGCAGGAAAGGCCAUGACAAUCAGCGAAAAUAAUAGCAAAUGCAGAUGACAUUUGCAUUCAAAAAACAGGAAAAUAAGAUAACAGAAGGAUUAGGAACUUUCUAGAAGUACCUUCUUGAAAAAAAAGAUGAACAAUUUUUACUUCUCAUAAAAGGUCACGCAGUGACCCUACAAAUACUAUUCCUAUACGUGGAAUUUCUUGAUGGUGGAAAGUAGAAAAAACAUUUUCCAGUCUUAUUUUCUGGAAACAUGGCGUAGUUAAUGAAUUCAUGGGGUUAUUGAUAUUUCCUAACAAAUAAGGAGGGCAGAGUUUCCCGUCAGUCGCGGUAUGGAAAAGCCGAAGUUGUUACACUAGGGAACUUUUACGUCAACAAGCAGGCGACAUGAGACUUUAAAAUCUCCUCUCCUGUUACAGUUUCCUCAUUGUAAACUGUGCGAUAAUGAUAAUAGACGAUCAAAGUAUAGUCUAAUGAAUUUUUUGUUCUGUACAAGAGCCCUAUGUCCUGAUUUUAGCAAAUCUUCAAAGUAAUAAACGACGGAAGAAAGAAACGCUAGGAUCUUCCCAUUGAUCUUCCGUCAACAUGCAUCUCUCUAAACGUGAAAUUUUCCAUUCCUACAAAAAAUCUCGAAAGUUUUUCACAGUUUUCACCUCUCUUGACCAAUCAACUUGUAUAAAGAGCUAAAAAAUGUAGGUUUAUUUUGUCAAGUGACCGCCUAGAGCAAGAAUUGCGGGACAGGUGUAGUUGAGAGAAACUUGUCACAAUCGCAGAUUUUAAAAGGUAUCCAAGACAAAAAUACGGUAGUGCCCAAAGAUUUUUUUGAUGAUUUUCAGAGAUGAAAUGAUGGGUUAUAAAGGGUAAUUAAGAUUUGUGUUGUAGCUUUCUGACAACGGGAGAUAUUUGACCUCAAAGUUGUAAAAUAUUUAGAUGAAUCGAAAAGUCUAAAACCAAAGUCGUAUAUUUGCCUCUGUUCAUUGACAAGCCGUCAAUCAAACUGACUGAUACUCGCGGCGGCCAUUAACUAAGGAUGUAAAAAUAUGUGUGCAAAUUCUCAAAGUAAUCGGUUAAAUACCAUUGCAGUUAAAGCUUCAUACAUUUUACCUAUUUGAAGCGAUUUCCUUGGUGAAAACCAAGAAAACCCGGCGGGGUGGUCUAUAUCCACCCGGAAAUAACCAAAACAGAAACCAGUCUGUUUUUUUGAGUUUUGGGGUAGACCCUUUAAACUGACAAAGUUUCAUUGAAAUCGGUGAGAUGGCAUGUAGCGUGACUACCCGGUGCUCUCAUGGACGCGCUCUUAAGUCACUAUCUAGCUGUUUUAAAAAGAAGGAUCAGGACUUACCUAACUUUUAGUGUUUUUGUGGGAGUUGUUGAUCCCAAUUUAAGUGUUCUUAGAAGUUUCAGUUGUCUGUAAAGCAAAAUAAAUCUAACUGAAACCUAAUAGGGCCUGUUUAUUCUUUUCCGUUUAGUUUUUUUGUAUUGUUUUGUUUUGCCUUUUUUUUUUCUUCUGGUCUGUGAUGAUUUCAAUGGUUUCGGGUUCUUUUCUCAGAAUUGAGCUACAGUAACAGUAUGCUUCUUUGUGUUGUUGCCUACAGGAGCCGCUGCUUCUAUUGAAUUGAAGAGAUUUGAAGAAGCAAUCACUUGGUGUGAUAAGGGACUAGCUGUAUCCUUUGAAGGAAUCUUUCAUUUCUAACCGUGGGUAUAAUGGAAAAAAGUUUCCAGCUCAUAUACUUUCAAGGGAGAAAAUACAAAGAAGGGUAUUAAUUAUGAUGGGAACUUGUCAGCUCAUGUACUUUAAGUGUGUGUGAUUAAAAACAUAGGAGAAGUUAUUACCUCAUGACUUAUUAAUGAAAUUACUCCUUUUAGCCAAUUUGACUUUGACAAUUUCUACUAUCCAUGCCAAUAACUAGUACAUUAGUUUAAAUAACCCUUUAAUUUCCCAGACCAAAUUUGUAAUUAUCCUUACUGUCAACCAUACAAUUCUUGUAAUGUUAGUACAGAGAAUUCAGUAUUGCAUCAACUAACUAUUUUUAAAUUGAUAUAUUUUUUUUUACUCUCAACACUUAUCUGAUUGAUAUUGUAUUGCUAUUGUAAGGAGAAAUUCUCUUUUGGUCACUCACGGGAGUUAAAGGGUUAGAAGACUAAUAUUCAUCCAGUUUAUACAUAGUGCUUGGGUAGAUGAUCUCUCUAAAACAAGCCACAACGAAAAGCUCUUUAAUGUUUACAUAUCUUAUGCAGAUUUUCUGCCUUCGACCUUUUGCCUCUACUUAGAGACUCAGAAACUUUCGUUGUGCUUUCCUAUGGACACAAAAAUUUUAAAGAUAUGUAUUUAUUUUGUAUAUUUUUGUUUUUUCCACAUUUUUAACCCUUAACAUAAAAAAGAUUGACAAAAACAAUAGGAUCUUGUCGUCAUUAAGACUUCAGUCUGUCAGUGAAGUGGGAGAUAAGUCCAUGGAGGAAAAAGAUCCUAUUAGUCAUGACCACGGUAGUGCAAGUUCAGGUGAUGUCAAGAAAGUCAUAGAUCUCUAUAUUCAGGGAAAAGAAGCCAUAGAGUACCACAACCUACAUCUUAAAAUAGCUAAAGAAGUAGGAGACAAGCAUGGGGAGGGUGCUGCUUAUGGCAAUCUUGGCAAUGCUUAUCACCGUCUGGGUGAUUUCAAAAAAGCCAUAGAGUACCACAACCUACAUCUUAAAAUAGCUAAAGAAGUAGGAGACAAGCAUAGGGAGGGUAACGCUUAUGGCAGUCUUGGCAAUGCUUAUGACAGUCUGGGUGAUUUCAAAAAAGCCAUAGAGUACCACAACCUACAUCUUAAAAUAGCUAAAGAAGUAGGAGACAAGCAUGGGGAGGGUGCUGCUUAUGGCAAUCUUGGCAAUGCUUAUCUUAGUCUGGGUGAUUUCAAAAAAGCCAUAGAGUACCACAACCUACAUCUUAAAAUAGCUAAAGAAGUAGGAGACAAGCAUGGGGAGGGUGCUGCUUAUGGCAAUCUUGGCAAUGCUUAUCUUAGUCUGGGUGAUUUAAAAAAAGCCAUAGAGUACCACAACCUACAUCUUAAAAUAGCUAAAGAAGUAGAAGACAAGCAUGGGGAGGGUGGUGCUUAUGGCAAUCUUGGCAAUGCUUAUCUUAGUCUGGGUGAUUUCAAAAAAGCCAUAGAGUACCACAACCUACAUCUUAAAAUAGCUAAAGAAGUAGUAGACAAGCAUGGGGAGGGUAACGCUUAUGGCAAUCUUGGCAAUGCUUAUGACCGUCUGGGUGAUUUCAAAAAAGCCAUAGAGUACCACAACUUAGAUCUUAAAAUAGCUAAAGAAGUAGGAGACAAGCAUGGGGAGGGUGGUGCUUAUGGCAAUCUUGGCAAUGCUUAUGACCGUCUGGGUGAUUUCAAAAAAGCCAUAGAGUACCACAACUUAGAUCUUAAAAUAGCUAAAGAAGUAGGAGACAAGCAUGGGGAGGGUGGUGCUUAUGGCAAUCUUGGCAAUGCUUAUCACCGUCUGGGUGAUUUAAAAAAAGCCAUACAGUACCACAACCUACAUCUUAAAAUAGCUAAAGAAGUAGGAGACAAGCAUGAGGAGGGUGGUGCUUAUGGCAAUCUUGGCAAUGCUUAUCACCGUCUGGGUGAUUUCAAAAAAGCCAUAGAGUACCACAACUUAGAUCUUAAAAUAGCUAAAGAAGUAGGAGACAAGCAUGGGGAGGGUGGUGCUUAUGGCAACCUUGGCAAUGCUUAUGACCGUCUGGGUGAUUUCAAAAAAGCCAUAGAGUACCACAACUUAGAUCUUAAAAUAGCUAAAGAAGUAGGAGACAAGCAUGGGGAGGGUGGUGCUUAUGGCAAUCUUGGCAAUGCUUAUGACCGUCUGGGUGAUUUCAAAAAAGCCACAGAGUACCACAACUUAGAUCUUAAAAUAGCUAAAGAAGUAGGAGACAAGCAUGGGGAGGGUGGUGCUUAUGGCAAUCUAGGCAAUGCUUAUCUUAGUCUGGGUGAUUUCAAAAAAGCCAUAGAGUAUCACAACCUACAUCUUAAAAUAGCUAAAGAAGUAGGAGACAAGCAUGGGGAGGGUAACGCUUAUGGCAGUCUUGGCAAUGCUUAUGACCGUCUGGGUGAUUUCAAAAAAGCCAUAGAGUACCACAACCUACAUCUUAAAAUAGCUAAAGAAGUAGGAGACAAGCAUGGGGAGGGUGCUGCUUAUGGCAAUCUUGGCAAUGCUUAUCACCGUCUGGGUGAUUUAAAAAAAGCCAUAGAGUAUCACAACCUACAUCUUAAAAUAGCUAAAGAAGUAGGAGACAAGCAUGGGGAGGGUAACGCUUAUGGCAGUCUUGGCAAUGCUUAUGACAGUCUGGGUGAUUUCAAAAAAGCCAUAGAGUAUCACAACCUACAUCUUAAAAUAGCUAAAGAAGUAGGAGACAAAUCCUUGGAGGCAACGGCUUACUAUUCAUUAGGAUUGGAUUUUGAGUUGCAAGGUAGACUUCCAAAAGCCGUUGAACAUUACCAAGCUAGCAUAAACUUAUUCAAUUCCUUGAGAGUACUUCUAAUAUCUAAAGAUGAGUGGAAAGUUAAUUUUCGAAAUCAGCAUCAAGUGGCGUAUACGGGUUUGUGGAGAGUUCUCGUAAAACAAGGUAAUGUAGAUGAAGCCUUAUUUGUUGCUGAGAAAGGACGAGCUCAAGCUCUGACCGACCUCAUGGAAUCCAGUUUUUGUGGUGGAACAAGUCACCACAAGGGAGAAGAUGAAGAUUGCGCAGUUUUAAAAAACGUUCCAUCAAACACUGUCUUUCAGGCAGUGGACAAAGCUAACGUCAAUCUUUGGGUUGUGUCCGAAGGAAAACAAGUUCAGUUAAGACAAAGUAAACUCAAAGGUUUUGUUUCAGAGAAUAGUGGAUCUAGCCUAUCCUUUGAGUCGUUCAUGCUCGGUGUCUAUGCACAACUUGGUGUUCGUUCUAAUGUGAGAUGCGAAAACCGAUCUUUAGAUGCUUUGAGGGAGGGCCGUUCAAAAGUGGAUGAGAAAACCAAAGAAGCCAAGCCUCAACCUCACAUCCAACAAGACGGAUGCUUGAGCACUUUGUAUGAUAUCGUUAUGAAGCCGGUGGCGGACUUGAUUGAAGGGGAUGAGCUACUCAUUAUUCCUGAUGGACCCCUGUGGAUCGCUCCUUACGCUGCAUUGAAGGAUGGUAAUUCUAAAUACCUGUGUGAAUCGUUCACAAUUCGAGUCGCUCCAUCGUUAGCAAGUCUUAGACUCAUUGCCGAUUGCCCAGAUGAUUAUCACAAAAGCAGUGGUGCGUUACUUAUAGGAGAUCCGUGGGUAUCCGAGGUUACUAACAGCGAGGGAAAGAAAGUCUUCGAGCAGCUUGAGUAUGCUAAAAAAGAAGUAGAAAUGAUCGGAAAAAUUCUGAAUAUCACGCCGAUCACUGGCAGUCAGGCCACGAAACGUGAGGUGUUGAAAAGACUCAGUUCCGUUUCCCUAGUUCACUUUGCGGCACACGGAUGUAUGGAAACUGGCGAAAUUGCUCUUACACCUGACCCAGACCGAAUAUCUACUGUGCCAACGGAGGAGGAUUACAUUUUAACAAUUGGAGAUGUGUUGAAUGCUCAACUUCGGGCCAAACUUGUUGUGCUUAGUUGCUGCCACAGCGGCCGGGGCGAGAUCAAGGCUGAAGGUGUGGUUGGCAUUGCGCGCGCUUUUAUGGGGGCUGGUGCUCGGUCUAUUGUGGCGUCCCUGUGGGCGAUUGAUGACGAGGCUACUCUUGAGUUCAUGAAACACUUUUAUCAACAACUUGCAGGAGGUAAACCAGCAAGCGAGUCACUGAACCUGGCCAUGAAAAGCCUCAGAGAAUCAGACAACUUCUGCGACAUCAAACACUGGGCGCCCUUUUUGCUGAUUGGAGAUGACGUCACUCUUGACUUCAUGGCAAAGGAAAGAGAAAAUUUGAAUAUGAAAUCACAUAAAUGA
Pocillopora meandrina is the source of this 10531-nucleotide messenger RNA. The record is from the annotation of a GenBank genome assembly. NCBI's taxonomy places the organism in Eukaryota, Metazoa, Cnidaria, Anthozoa, Scleractinia, Pocilloporidae.